Pectinophora gossypiella (pink bollworm) is the source of this 3215-nucleotide messenger RNA. Its product is annotated as potassium voltage-gated channel unc-103-like. Gene Ontology annotation, biological process: membrane repolarization during action potential; potassium ion transmembrane transport. The transcript is spliced from 19 exons. The coding region runs from base 489 to 3215 and encodes 908 amino acids. Gene Ontology annotation, cellular component: membrane. Gene Ontology annotation, molecular function: inward rectifier potassium channel activity. The record is from RefSeq and is a predicted model, not a curated record. Lineage: Eukaryota; Metazoa; Arthropoda; Insecta; Lepidoptera; Gelechiidae.
ACCGACGCGACGCGUGCCGCACGACACACGAGCAAUAUGCUCUGUAAUAAUACAGUGAUCGUGCCUUCUAACUAUCUAAAACUACAAAUACCUAGGUAAACUUUUUCUAAACAAAUGGCGAUUUGACGGGGUCGGUCCGACAACUUUUAAACUCGGUUUUCAUUCAAAUGUUAUAAAUAAUUUUGAAUGUUUCUUAAAGCACAUUAAACGAAUAAAUCAAUUAAGUAUGUCCAGUGAAAUUAAAGUUUAGGGCAUAAAAAGUGAGUUUAGAACAAAGAAGUGUUUACAAAGAAAUAUAACCUACGCGUUGAUUUUAGUAAUACACUACAUUUGUGCCUAUACCCGCAUAGGUAUAGUACUAAUAUGUAAGUAAGGUAAACAUUACAAAUAAUGUAUUAUGAAAAGUGUUCUCGUAUUAUAGACAUAUUACAUGUGGAUCAAUAGUGCUAGAGAUAUAAGUGUGGUGUACCCGACGAUCAGUUGUGGACAUGGAAAACGGUGCCUUAAAAUAUGGGAGCAACAACAAUAAUGACAAGGUGGACAUUGAGGAGAAGGUGGUACUGUCACUGGGCGCGACGGGCGGCCACAAGGGGACGACUCAGCCCUCUCACCCCUGCACUAUCCUGCACCAUUCUCCUUACAAGGCCGCUUGGGAUUGGUUGAUCCUUAUCCUGGUCAUCUACACGGCGAUAUUCACCCCCUACGUGGCCGCUUUUCAACUCAACGAGCCCGAUUUCGACAAACGCUCACGUAAAUUCGGCGAAGAUCCCAUUGUCGUCAUUGAUAUGAUUGUGGAUGUGACGUUCAUAAUAGACAUCCUAAUAAACUUCCGCACGACGUACGUGAACGUGGCCGAUGAAGUGGAGUCGGACCCUGCCAAGAUCGCCAUGCACUACCUGCGCGGCUGGUUCGUGAUCGACCUCGUCGCCGCCAUCCCGUUCGACCUGCUGCUCUUCGGCACCGACACGGACGAACAGGGGCUGGAAAGUGAUGAGACGACGACCCUCAUCGGGCUGCUGAAGACGGCGCGCCUGCUGCGGCUCGUGCGAGUCGCGCGCAAGAUCGACCGCUACUCCGAAUAUGGCACUGCCGUCCUACUCCUCCUUAUGGCCACCUUUGUACUUAUUGCGCAUUGGCUGGCUUGCUUAUGGUAUGCUAUCGGCAGCUGGGAGCGGCCGCAGCUGCACGCGCCUAUCGGCUGGCUGGACGCGCUCGCCAACGAUGUCCAGGCUUCUUAUGAUAACUCCACUGGACCUUCAAUGAGGUCUCGCUACAUCACUGCCCUGUACUUCACGUGCACGUCGCUCACCAGCGUCGGGUUCGGAAACGUGGCGCCUAACACCGACAUGGAGAAAGGAUUCACGAUAUUCGUCAUGCUCGUCGGAUCUCUAAUGUACGCCAGUAUCUUCGGCAACGUGUCGGCGAUUAUACAGCGGCUGUACUCGGGAACCGCGCGCUACCACACGCAGAUCCUCAGAGUGCGCGAGUUCAUACGCUUUCAUCAGAUUGCGAACCCUCUACGUCAAAGGCUCGAGGAGUACUUCCAACACGCAUGGAGCUACACCAACGGGAUCGACACCUCCAGCUUGUUGAAGGGCUUCCCCGAGUGCUUGCAAGCCGACAUCUGUCUCCACCUCAACCGCAACUUGCUCGCCAACUGUUCUGCCUUCGAAGGCGCUAGCCCCGGCUGUCUCAGGGCGCUGUCACUGCGAUUUAAAACGACUCAUGCGCCUCCCGGAGAGACCCUGGUUCAUCGAGGGGAUGUGCUCACAUCUCUCUACUUCAUAUCGCGAGGGUCCAUAGAGAUACUUAAGGACGACAUUGUCAUGGCAAUUUUGGGCAAGGACGACAUAUUCGGCGAGAACCCUUGCAUCCACGCGACGGUGGGUCGGAGCAACUGCCGCGUGCGCGCGCUCACGUACUGCGACCUACACAGGGUGCACCGCGACGACCUGCUCGACGUGCUCGACUUCUACCCCGAGUUCCGGCAGUCCUUCGUCAACAACCUCGAGAUCACCUACAACAUGCGGGAUGAGGAGCUGGGUGGUAUAGAACCACGUCGACGCAUGCGCUAUGAGAACCCUAACGACGCGCGUCUGUUGCGAGAGGCGUACGCGCGGACCACGCGCAAACCUCAUACUGAGACCUUCGCUGAAAAAGACUCGCAAGACACGGACGAGGAGACAGAGUCGCCUGCUAGUCGGGGUAUCCUGGAGUUCUCCGCCGACAAGGCAGGGCAGGACGUCACUCCACUCAACUUCAACUUCAGCAAGCAACGCUCCACCACGCUCAACUCCAUCACUGGCAUGCUAGCGCAACUUAAACGGAGCUUCCCAGACCUCUACCACCAUAAAACACACCAGCCGCUGCACAACAAGUACUCGCAAUCGACGCCGCAGACGUACAGAAGUAGAGGGGCGGUGCGGCGACAGUCGUCUGUGGGUCCGCUGAACGACACGUCCCCGCUGACGGGCGGCGGCGGCGGCGCGGAGGCGGCCGUCAGCACGCCGGCUCACAGCGCCACGAUGCCCGUGUCCAGCCUCAGCACCAACCCCAGCUCGUACUACACCAACGCGUCCCCGAGCCCGCCCGCGCCGCACGCCGCGCCCGCCGCGCCCACGCACGUGUCCUGCGACGACAUCCUCACGCCAGCCGCGCCCACCGCCGCGCGCGCACCUUCCUCCCGCUCCGCGCCGCACUCCGCGCUCAACCUGCACCACGCCGCCACCGCCGCCGCCGCCGCUAGACCCACCGCGCUUGUCUUCGCUUCCGAGCGCCAGACCGCUACUAACGCGCAGGACGUCAUAUCGCCCCAGUACCAGAACGUGGGUACGGCGGCGACGGCAGUAUCAAUGGCCACGUUGCUGACUCGACUCGACGAGCUGAGUCGACGAGUUGCAGUGUUAGAGACGGGGCUGACGACAGACGUGCGCCGUAUCCUGCAGCUGCUACAGGCACGCGAGCCUGCGCCUCAUCACACCGCUCAUCCCACGCACACACCUUCCCAACCCCUACCGAGGACGUCUCUAUCCGUGCCGCAAGCGAACGAUAAUCAGAGUCAAUGGGAGUGGAACUGGAACGGUUCCGGCGAGCGCGGAGCGCGGGGCGGGCGGGCGGAGCGCACACCGGGCGUGCAAAGGUCGGCGUCGGAGCCGCACGCGCCCGUGCCGCCUGUGCUGCCGCCGCCGCCGCACUCGCACUCCUUCUACAGGUAG